AUUUGUUGUUUCUUGCCCGUGGUUAAAGCCACAAACUCUUGGUGAUUUCCUUCUACAAACCUGUGCUCUGCUACUCCACUUGCACUCACAUUACUUUCUUAAACCAUAAAGAACCCUCUAUUUGCCGUCAUAGAAUUCUGGCGCACGAUCGCUGAGUAUUGCAGAGCUUCAAGUCCACCGAUAUGUCCCAGUCCACCCAGGCUAGCGGCGUCGAGCCGCCCGAAGAUGACCCCUUCGACACCUUUAUGAGACAGCUGAACUCCCCCACGAACACCCGAGAACUCGAAUUCAUGAACAGAGAGCUUGAUCCCGGUGAAAAAGCAGAUGACGCUGUGGACUAUGAAGACAUCGAUGAUGAUGACGAUCUCCCCGAUGAAGAGCCACUCCAUGGUCAGGUUACCGUGGACACGGAAACCCAGGAGGGGGUUGAUAACUGGGACAACUUUACAAAGAGCCUCGAGAGCGAGCUUCAUGAGCAACCAGCGGUCGACGAGCUUGACGAUUUGUUUGGCGAUGUGCCCUCAUCUCCUGUUGCGGAGGGAGUAGAUAAACCCGUGGGGCUGCGGAUGCCACAAGAGACACCUGAUGAGUCGGGAGUGAAUUCACUGGUAGAUGAGGUCGACGCGAUAUUUAGCGGUGUCGACAGAGAGAGAUCCCCAACUCCAAUGGAUAUGGAUCCAGAGACGCUUCGACAGUACCAGCUACAGCAGGCUCUUUUUGCCAUGUCCUCCUAUGGCCCAGAUAACCCACCCGCACCCCCGGAAAACCACGAGGAGCUCCUAGCAUCGCUGUGGCCGAAGUUCGAUCGCAACUCUAUGCCACGCUUCCUUGAACUUCUACCUCCGAAAAAGUCUCAUUACAUCGGUAAGACGCCACUCAAGCGACCUAAGCGGGUUAUCCCUACGAAAUUAAAACUCGAGCUGGCUCAGGAUCAGGAGCGCAGUUUCCGUUCCACUGGUAAAACGGCGAGGCACGCUUCAGAGCUAGAAUCGCCUUCUGUGGUUGUAAUCACGCCACCCGCGAAAGAUGAGGAUACCCUGAGCGACAUCAUGGACUUGGAUGAUGAUGAUUUGGACGAGGAACUCCCGGGGGGUGUAACUAUGCAGGACUUACAGUUUAUUUGUGCAGACUGGGAUAUCAAAGAAGUUGUCUCCGAUGAAGAAGAGGUUGAAGGGGCUCCCCGGGCUGCUCCCAACGAUGAAUUCAGUGAAGAUGAAGAUGACUGGCUUUUUGAAGUUCCUCCUCCAGCCAAAAAGCGGAAGUUGGAUAAAGACCCAGCCGAUUAUCUUGCGCUUUCGCACAUCGAUUUACCCUUGUUGGAUGAUCCCGCAGAGACUACUGCUAAACUUGCGAGAAAGCUAAUACUCGAUAUGAACGAUCCUCGUCUUUUGAUCGAUGAAAGAACACCAGAGGUUUCGGUGCAAGCAACGAAAUUCGGAGGGGCCAGAAAACUCAGCGAAGUUUUCGGAAGCUCGACAAAACGCAUGAUGCAGCGUUAUAACAUAUCUAACGAUGAGGCUUAUGAGAUGUUAAAGGAGAAUCAUAAGAAUAAGGUACGCAGUACUUUGGGAAAUAUCGUGUUGGAGCACAGUAUGCCUGCAGUGCGACUUCAGUGGCCUUACUAUAAGACGAGGCUUGCAAGACAAGAAGCACGAUCCUUCCACCGUCCGGUUCUUACGUUUUUCCCUGGGCUCCCGGUCACUUUCAAAAAGCCAACGUUUAUUAAACGUAAACACCAAAAGGGCAAAGAUGCCAAAACUCUUUAUGACUCGACAAAGUCCUUGUCGUUGGCCGACAAUUCAACUGUUUUGUUGGUCGAAUAUUCCGAGGAGCAUCCAAUGAUGAUGUCAAAUUUCGGAAUGGGAAGCCGGGUGAUCAAUUAUUACCGGAAAAAAAACGCGGAGGACGCACUUCGCCCAAAGGGUGAAGUUGGAGAAACGGCGGUACUUCUUCCGGAAGACAAAAGCCCGUUUUCUACUUUUGGUCAUGUUGACCCGGGAGAAACAACCACUGCAAUUGCCACGGGAAUGUUCCUUGCCCCUUUAUUUCGUCAAGAACCCAAAGGUACCGAUUUCCUCGUUGUUAGAAACAGCACAGGCGUCGAGGGCGCGAGCUAUUACCUACGAAACAUUGAAAACCUUUAUGUUGCGGGCCAACAAUUCCCAUCCGUCGAUGUACCCGGACCUCAUUCGCGUAAGGUGACAACCGCAGCAAAGAACCGCUUAAAGAUGAUCUGCUAUCGUCAAAUCAGGAAAAAUAGGAACCAUAGAGUCAGUGUGGCUGAUAUCACGGAACAUUUUCCUGAAUCUACCGAUAUGCAGAAUCGCCAGAAGAUGAAGGAGUUCUUGCAGUUCUCGAAGGAUCAUAAAGAGUGGGAAAUGCGAUCAGGAGAACCCAUCCCGGACGAAGAUGUCCUACGUGGUUAUGUUAAGCCCGAAGAUGUCUGUCUUCUAGAGUCAAUGCAAGUCGGUUUACAAUAUCUGCAUGAUGCAGGCUACGAUCGGGAAGAAGACGAGGACGACGACGGAGAUAAAGAAGGUGAUAGCUUGGAGCAACAGCUCGCUCCAUGGAAAGCAACCCGAAACUUCCUUCUCGCUUCCCAAGGAAAGGCGAUGUUACAGUUACAUGGCGAGGGAGAUCCCACCGGCCGAGGAGAAGGAUUUAGUUUUAUAAAGACGUCUAUGAAAGGUGGUUUUAGAGCCGUGGGUGAAAGUGUUGAAGACAAGCUUGACGCUCAGAGGCUUAAGGAACUCGGCGGACACAGCUAUAAUGUUGCUCGCCAGCAGAAGUCGUACGAGGAUUCUAUUCGCAGGAUUUGGGAAAGUCAGAAAAAGAGCUUGUCAUCCACAAUUGAACACUCCGAUGCUGAGAGCGAUAUUGAUGUUGACGAAGCAGAAGAUUUGUUUGGUAAAUCUUCCCGGGUAGAUCGACGCACUCCUCUUACAGGACGCCGCGACGACGAUACGACGAGUCAGUUCAGCAGAUUAAGUACAUCAAGUCAAACCAAUAAAGUUAUGAAGAUUACUCGCCAGGUCAAAAACGCGCAAGGUCAGAUUGAGGAAGUCCAAGAAAUUGUCAAAGAUCCAAGGGUGAUCAAGCAGUAUCAGAAACAGCGUUAUGAGGCGGAACUCAGGGAGUUGUCUGCGGCUGAUAUGGUGCCAACUGGAGAUCCCGAAACCGACGCCAGGCGUAUGAAACACAUCCAAGACGAACUCCAGCGUCUACAACGCAACAAAGAGCGUCGUCACGCCCGCGAAAAGCAAAAGUCCCUUAUGACCGAACACAAAGAAGGAUCCCCGGACGCAGCCAAUUCACCGGCGCCCGCCACGGCUCCAAAGGGUGCCACACAGCGCAAAUGCGCCAACUGUGGACAGGUUGGGCAUAUCAAGACGAACAAGAAGCUCUGCCCCCUUCUCAACGGGACGAUGAAGCCCGAAGAAGGUGGGAAUGCGACAGCAUUUAUGAUGCCGGCACCGGCGGUUUAA
Messenger RNA from Coccidioides immitis RS, 3485 nucleotides. Its product is annotated as transcription initiation factor TFIID complex 145kD subunit. Gene Ontology annotation, biological process: RNA polymerase II preinitiation complex assembly; transcription by RNA polymerase II. Lineage: Eukaryota; Fungi; Ascomycota; Eurotiomycetes; Onygenales; Onygenaceae. Gene Ontology annotation, molecular function: RNA polymerase II general transcription initiation factor binding; histone acetyltransferase activity; TBP-class protein binding. Gene Ontology annotation, cellular component: transcription factor TFIID complex. Bases 183 to 3485 code for a protein of 1100 amino acids. The record is from RefSeq and is a predicted model, not a curated record. The transcript has 4 exons.